AUAAACGGAACUGUACCCAGAAAAGCACGACGCACUGACAGCGAUCGAGUUUGCAGUGGAACGGGCCUUCAACAUUUUAACUGCGCAACAAAUAUUUCGGAGCGAGUAUAGGGCUGAAAUUGUGAAGACUCAACCAUGUCUAUGACCGUCAAAGCCUAUCUCCUUGGGAAGGAGGAUGCGCCGAAAGAAAUUCGUCGCAUUGCUGUGGACCAAGAUGUUUCAACGAGUUUUGAGUAUCUGAAAAAAAAGGUUGAGGAUGUUUUCUCAACCCUGCGAAAUGUCACCUAUCAAAUGUUUUACAAAGAUGAAGACGGUGACAUGAUCGCCUUCUCCACUGAUGAUGAGCUCAUCAUGGGCCUCACCUGCAUCAAGGACUACACCUUCCGCCUCUUCAUCAAGGGUGAGUCUUGUGAUCAAAUCUAAUAGAUACAAAUGAAUAGAAUUGUUACUAAUGUGUAAUGUACUAAGUCAUCAUUACUGGAAUAACUUAGCAUUCUCAUUGUUACUGACACAUUUUAGUUCAUAAGUACACCCGCUAGACCCAUUGCUGACAGGUGUAUAAAAUUGAGCACAGUCAUGCAAUCUCAACAGACAAACAAUGGCAGGAGAAUGACCAUACUGAAUAGCUCAGUAACUCAAUGUGGCACUGUCAUAGGAUGCCACCUUUCCAACAAGUCAGUAUAUCAAAUAUCUGCCCUGCUAGAGCUGCACAGGUCAAUUAAGUGGUGUUAUUGUGAAGUGGAAAUGUCUAGGAGCAACAAUGGCUCAGCAGCGAAGUGGUAUGCCACAAGCUCACAGAACAGGACCGCUGAAUCACAUAAACGUCGUCUGUCCUGUUGCAACAUACUGCCGAGUUCCAAACUGCCUUUGGUAGCAAUGUCAGCACAAGAACUGUUUGCCGGGAGCUUCAUUAAAUGGGUUUCCAUGGCCGAGCAGCUGCAUACAAGCCUAAGAUUACCAAGCAUCAACUGGAGUGGUGUAAAGCUCGCCGCCAUUGGGACUCUGGAGCAGUAUAAUUUUUUUUCUUCUCUGGAGUGAUGAAUCACCUUUCACUUUCUGGCAAUCUGACAGAUGAAUCUUGGUUUGGCAGAUGCCAGCAGAACACUACCUGCCCGACUGCAUAAUGCCAAUUGUAAAGUUUGGUGGAAGAGAAAUAAUGGUCUGUGGCUGUUUUUCAUGGUUCAGGCUAGGCACCUUAGCUCCAGUGAAGGGAAAUGUUAAUGCUACAGCAUAUAAUGACAUUCUAGAUUAUUCUGUGCUUCCAACUUUGUGGUACAGUUUGGGGAAGGCCCUUUCCUAUUUCAGCAUGACAAUGCCCCCAUGCACAAAGUGAGGUCCAUACAGAAAUGGUUUGUUGAGAUCUGUGUGGAAGAACUUGACUGGCCUGCAGAGCUCUGACCUCAACCCCAUCAAACAUCUUUGGGAUAAAUUGGAACACUGACUUUGAGCCAGCCUAAUCACCCAACAGCAGUGCCCGACCUCACUAAUGCCCGUGGCUGAAUGGAAGCAAGUCCCCGCAGCAAUGUUCCAAUAUGUAGUGCAUGGAUCCUCAACUAGAUUCAGCCGUGCGCUGAUUUUGUUUUCUUGGGCGGUUGGCCAGGGGACCGAAAACACAACAUAAAUUGUAGCCUGCAACUUGACCGCAAGAAGCGCAAACAGAUAUGUUUGAAUAAAACAAUCUCAAUCCUUGCUUUACAUUUGUAUACGGUUGUGUCUCUUAUGCCUGGGAAUACUUGGAACAGAUUUUUUUUUUUACAUCCAACAAUGUAUAUUCCCCUCCCCAGAAACUACUUUUUAUAUAUUUUUUGCUCAGAACUUGGGGGGCCAAAUAAAAACCCCUGCGGUCCAAAUUCGGGUCGCCAGUUGGGUAACCCUGAUGUAGUAGAAAGCCUUCCAAGAAGAGUGUGGGGUGGGGGGCAACUUCAUAUUAAUGACUAUGAUUUUGGAAUGAGAUGUUCGAGUAGGUAUCUACAUACUUUUGGUCAUGUAGUGAACUUUCUUUUCUUUACAGAGAAGAAGGAGCAUAGGCGUGAAUUCCCUGCUUUUGCCUUCCCCGGGGGUGUCCCCCCUUUCGCCUUCCCCCCUCCCCCUGGAACACCUCAUAUGGGACAUCCCCCACCUCACGGUUCCCACGGCCACAAUGGUCAUGGCCACCAUGGUCAUGGGCCCCCCAUGGUGCACCCCAAUGUGACCUGUGACGAAUGUGAGGGCUCUGUGGCGGGGACCCGCUUCAAGUGCACAGUGUGCCCUGACUAUGACCUGUGCUCCACGUGCCAAGCCAAGGGGCUACACAAGGAGCACGUCCUCCUGCCCAUCUGGCACCCCUUCAACAACGCAUUUGAGUGGUUCCCUCGUGGGAAGUGGAUGAGGAAGAUGAGGCACUGCACGUGGGCUCAGGCCCAAAGCCAGGCCCAGCCUGGUCCCUCUGGGUCCCAGCCAGGCCAGGCAGCCCCAGGGGACAGACAGCCCUCUGAUGCCUCAUCUGCUGCCUCUCAGCAGUCCCAAGCCAAUAUGGAUUACCUGAAGAACAUUGGAGAAGGGGUGGCAGCCAUGCUUAGCCCACUGGGUAUCGAUGUGGAUAUUGAUGUAGAGCUGGAGGCAAAGAGGACCAAGGUGAUGACCCCCAAUCCGUCCCCACCUGGGUCAGGAGGCCCCCCCAGUGCUAGGAGCAACAACGGGACAGGGGUGUCCGAGGGAGAUGGGACUAAAGAGGGGGACAUGGAGGUGGACGGGCUUAGCAGCCUAGGGAGCGCGAGUGAUUUAGCUACGGGUGGUAAAGACCCAGGGGGCAGUGGUGACGAUGAGUGGACCCACCUGACCUCUAAGGAGGUGGAUCCCUCUACAGGUGAGCUCCAGUCUCUCAGGGUAGGCGAGGAGGGCUCUCUGGAAGCCCUGGGGUCCCCUACUGUCCCCCAGGGUCCCUCACAGGAACCACAGAAGUCCCUCACUCUCGCUGAGGCCGCAGCCUACCCCCACCUUCCUCAAGAUGCCGACCCACGCUUGGUGGAGUCCCUGUCCCAGAUGCUGGCCAUGGGCUUCACAGAUGAGGGUGGCUGGCUCACCCGCCUCCUCCACACUAAGGACUGCGACGUCGGGGCCGCCCUGGACACCAUCCAUUACUCCAAACCUGCCAAGAAGUAACGGGGCCCCAACACCGUACCCUGAGGGACACCUACAUCCCCCUAUGAUAGCCACUUCACCAAUACUGCCUUCUCUUCCGUCCCUCUCAUUCACACCUCUGGCACUUGCAGUUACUCACACAAUAAGUCUAUUAGAUCUGAAUAUAAUUCUUGUGAUUUUAAAUGUUAUGGUUGUACUGACAUUAUACUGUAAUUAAAAGGGUUUACUAGUCAAUAUUUAUCCAAAUGGAAAUGUAUAUUUCUAUAACCUUUGUUAAACUCUUUAAUGGGAUAUCAUUUAACUGAGUGUGUUAACAUACAUGGGUUCAUGUUAAAUUGGAUUGAUAAAAGCAGUAAAACAGUUAAUCUUAACUAACAUAUAAUUUCAGUGUUCACUCAAUAGCAAGUAUCAUCUAUUGAGUUUGAUUAAUCAAGUAACUGUUCUAUCAUGUAGAGUUAAUACCAGAAGUAAUACAUGUUCAUUACCAGUGUCAACAGAACCAGGUGUGAAUGAUUGUCUAACAUUGAAAACAUUUCUCCCCUUUCAAAACCAAAUAAAAUACUUCUGCAAAGAAA
Oncorhynchus kisutch (coho salmon) is the source of this 3695-nucleotide messenger RNA. Its product is annotated as sequestosome-1-like. Gene Ontology annotation, biological process: aggrephagy; mitophagy; endosome organization. The transcript has 6 exons. Lineage: Eukaryota; Metazoa; Chordata; Actinopteri; Salmoniformes; Salmonidae. The coding region runs from base 1720 to 3141 and encodes 473 amino acids. Gene Ontology annotation, cellular component: aggresome; amphisome. The record is from RefSeq and is a predicted model, not a curated record. Gene Ontology annotation, molecular function: zinc ion binding; protein kinase C binding; K63-linked polyubiquitin modification-dependent protein binding.